AUGAAAUAUUGUAUAUACAGAAGUCUUCUUCUUAGCAAACAACACUUUCAUAGACGGUACUCUUCAUCAUCUCUAACUCUAUACAUAAAUACAUAUCGAUCUUCUCAAACAUGGAACGAAAGACAAGAGUAUCUUAAGUCCUGGUGGAGACCUGGGGAGAUGAGGGGUGCAGUUUGGAUGGAGCAGACGGUGAAGAAUGGUGCAAAUGAUCAUCUUUUACCACCAAUAAAGAUUUCCAGUGACGUAUCACAUUUCCAGUAUGAAAACCCUACUGGGGACAGGUCUGCAUUACGGUUAACAAGGAUAGUAUCAGAGACUUUGAAGCUAGACAUGGAGGACGUGAGGUGGUUUGUGAUGGGAGAUGACGAUACGCUAUUUUUUCCCUAUAAUUUGGUUAGGGUUUUAUCAAAGUAUGAUCAUAACCAGUAUUACUAUAUAGGGAGCACAUCGGAGAGUCAUAAGCAGAAUAUAGUUUUUAAUUCUGGUAUGGCUUAUGGUGGUGGUGGAUUUGCUAUAAGUUAUCCAUUAGCAAAGGCUUUAGCAAAGAUGCAAGAUAGAUGUAUUGAGAGAUAUCCAGGGUUAUAUGGCUCUGAUGAUAGGAUUCAUGCUUGUAUGUCUGAGCUUGGUGUUCCUCUUACCAAGGAACCAGGAUUUCAUCAGAAUGAUUUCUAUGGCGACAUAUUUGGAUUCCUUGCAGCUCAUCCGAUCACCCCUUUAGUCUCCCUCCACCACUUCGAGAAGAUAAACCCUAUAAUUCCACGCAUGGAAAGGCUGCAAGCCCUGGAAAAGCUUAGGGUUCCGGCCGAACUAGACUCUGCUGCACUCAUGCAACAAUCCAUCUGCUAUGACAAAUCACGAAAUUGGACUGUAUCUGUAUCUUGGGGCUAUGCAGUUCAAAUAUUUCGGGGCAUUUUUUAUCCACGAGAAAUAGAAACGAUAGCCAGAACCUUUUGGAGUUGGUACCAAACAGUUGAUCCUGAAGGUUUCGCAUUCAGCAACCGCCCUUACUACAAGCAUGUAUGUUACAAGCCAUUUGUGCAUUUCAUUUCUAAUGCAUCAUACAACAGCAGUACAGAUCAGACUCUUAGUGAAUACGUUAGGCGUCACAACGAAUAUCCACCUUGCGAUUGGAAAAUGGCCGAUCCUUUACGGAUAGAUCGAGUGGAGGUUCGUAAGAGACCUAACCCUUACCUAUGGGAUGGGGCACCUAGAAGAAACUGUUGCAGGAGCUUACCUACAGAGAAAAAUGACACAUUGGUAGUUAAUGUAGCAGAAUGCCGAGAAGAUGAAGUCAUUGAAGUACGGUGA
Dovyalis caffra is the source of this 1308-nucleotide messenger RNA. NCBI's taxonomy places the organism in Eukaryota, Viridiplantae, Streptophyta, Magnoliopsida, Malpighiales, Salicaceae. The record is from the annotation of a GenBank genome assembly.